Messenger RNA from Rotaria socialis, 1875 nucleotides. Lineage: Eukaryota; Metazoa; Rotifera; Eurotatoria; Philodinida; Philodinidae. The record is from the annotation of a GenBank genome assembly.
AUGUCAUAUCGAAAUUAUUCAGCUCGUGAAGGUGGUAGACAUCACACUGAUCCAACAUCAUCUCGAUUUAAUUCACAAUCAAAAUAUCAUCAACGUGGUCGAGGAAAUAAUCGUCCAGUGCCCAAUCGCCGUCCAACAGCUGGUGAUGAUCUUGAAAAUAUAACUGUAUCAAUUGGCCGCCAUUUAACAACCGAUGGAGUUGGUACUCAACGUUCAGCUAUAAGAGGACGUAUUGUUAAUCGUCCGCAUCGUCCUAUACAAAUUAAUUCAAAUCGAAUGAAUGAUCGUGAUAAUAAUCAAAUGCGAUGGUGGCGAAUAUCAAUACCACAAGCUGGUGCAAUUGGAAAAGAACGUGUUCUAUCAACACUGAAAGCUAAUUGUGCCCGACAAUUUCAACCUUAUCAUUAUUUUAUUGAUAGUGAUACAAAUACUGGCGUUUUCUUUAUCAAUAGUCAACAAGAUGCUGAUAUGUUAAAAAGAGCUAAUAGAAAAAUUGAAAUACAAAAUUUUGGCACGCUCAGUAUAAUGGUCAGUCAAGCAUCAUGUCCAGCGCCAUCACUAGAUGAAGAUUUGCAACGACAUUUUCGAGACUAUAUUUGUAAUCGUCGAUUUAAUGCACAAACAUUUCAAUUGAAUUUAUCGAAUUUAGCUGAUGAUGAAGAACUUAGCGCACUUGGUAUUUAUCCUCAACUAAAUAAGCAAGCGUUUUUACGUGAUGUUGUUGUUAUAAUCAACAAAGAUCUUCCUAUAACUCGUCAAUUAGAUUUGGGUUCAAAUAAUAUAUCGAAUUUAUACGAAUUUCGUAAACUUAAUUUGAUUCAUCUUGAACAACUUAGUCUUGCUUCAAAUCAAUUGAAAUCUUUCGAAGAACUUAGUCAUCUUAAACAAUUAACUCAUCUGAAUCAUCUAUUUCUCAAAGACAAUCCAUUAAUAUCAACAAACAACAGGCGGAAUCUGUCUCGCGACGAAUUUAUCAGCACCAUUCAACAAAAGCUUCCACAACUUAAACGAGUGGAUGAUAUUGAACUUCCGACGAAAAUUGGGUUUGGCGUUGAUAAUGAAGCAAUUCAUUUACCACCAACGGUACCCCAUUGUGUACCACAAGAAAUGCAAGCAUUUUUAGCAAAAUUCAUUGAUGAAUAUUAUCGUUUAUUUGAUACACGUGGUCGUGGCGAAUUACAUGCCUGCUAUCAUGAUACAUGUAUGUUUUCAUUAUGUAUUGCACCAACUGAAGGUUCAAUUGUUCAAACAAAAUCUUAUAAAUAUGGUGCACUAAUUUAUGAUUCACGAAAUUUAAAGAAAAUUUUCGAUGAUAACAAACGUACUGCUUUAUUACGGCAUGGCAAAGCGGAUGUAUUAGAUUUUUUAAGAGUUAGAUUUCCAUUAACAAAACAUGACGGAAAAUCAUUUCAUGUUGAUGUUUUCUCAACAGCUAAUAGUCGUGCAAUCUUUUCUGUUAAUGGUCUCUAUAGAGAAAUUGAUCAAGGAGUUAAUGGACCUGUUCGUAGUUUUCAACGUACAUUUACCUGUUCACAAACAUCUUCAGGUGUAUUGAUUGUUGCUGAUCAUAUCAUGAUUAUUAAUGCAACUGAUAAUCAAGUGAUGAGCAUGACUCGUUCUACACCACCAACUAACGGAACAAUACCGACAACAACAACAGCGCCACCACCAGCAAUAAUGGAAAGCCAAGCUGGCCCAAGCAUAGAUAUACAAGCACAAAUGAUACAAAAAUUUUCACAAGAAUCUGGCAUGAAUAUCGAAUAUUCAAGACUUUGUUUAGUUGAAAAUGAUUGGAAUUAUAAUAAAGCUGCACAAAAAUUUCAAGAUUGCCAAAAAAUGAAUUUGAUUCCACCUGAAGCUUUUCGAACAUCAUAA